Rotaria sp. Silwood2 is the source of this 300-nucleotide messenger RNA. The record is from the annotation of a GenBank genome assembly. NCBI's taxonomy places the organism in Eukaryota, Metazoa, Rotifera, Eurotatoria, Philodinida, Philodinidae.
AUGACUGCUUGUUAUAAUGGUACAUUAUUGAACGAUGAACAAACAAUUGAACAAUGUGGUCUUGCAUCUGGUUCAACACUCGAUGCUACUAUGAAAUUAUUUGGUGGUAAAGUCCAUGGUUCAUUGGCUCGUGCCGGUAAAGUCAAAGGUCAAACACCAAAGGUUGCUAAACAGGAAAAACGUAAGAAGAAAACUGGACGUGCUAAACGUCGUCUUCAAUACAAACAACGAUUCGUGAACAAGGUUGCUGGAAUGGGUCGUCGCCGUGGACCAAAUUCAAAUCAACAAGCUGCAUCAUAA